This is a messenger RNA of Aspergillus tanneri, 1545 nucleotides long. Its product is annotated as gluconeogenesis factor YvcK family protein. The record is from RefSeq and is a predicted model, not a curated record. The transcript has 2 exons. The coding region runs from base 1 to 1545 and encodes 514 amino acids. Lineage: Eukaryota; Fungi; Ascomycota; Eurotiomycetes; Eurotiales; Aspergillaceae. Gene Ontology annotation, molecular function: LPPG:FO 2-phospho-L-lactate transferase activity.
AUGACCUCUACGCCCACUCCCAACCGCGGCCUUGUGGUUUUCUCGGGAGGAAGUGCGGCGAACAAUCUGGUCGAUGUGUUCAGCGCUGUGCGUGAGAGCAAAAACUGUCUGCUUAGCUACAUCAUCCCCAUCAGUGACAAUGGAGGCUCGUCCUCGGAGCUGAUCCGGAUCUUUGGGGGCCCUGGGAUUGGUGACGUGCGAAGUCGAUUGGUCCGUCUAAUUCCCGAGUCAUCGCCGAAUUCUGAACGGGCCGCCAUCAAGACUCUUGUCAAUCAUCGCCUGCCCCCCCACGCUGCUGCAGCCUCGGCGGAGUGGCAGUCAAUUGUCGAUGGCACCUCCGAUCUGUGGCGGUGCAUAACGCCCGCGAAGAAGGAGCUGAUCCGCUCAUUCUUCAACCUGCUGAACCUGGAAAUCUUGAAACGCGCCAGGCCGCCCUCGUCCACAUUUGACUUCACCUCCGCCAGUGUCGGCAAUCUAUUUCUGACCGGGGCCCGCCUGUUCAGCGGCAGUUUCGAGAGUGCAAUUUACCUCUUGAGCAGUAUCUGUGGUGUCCCUUCGGACGUCGUGCGCGUGAUCCCUGCUAUCAACUCCAAUUUUUCCCAUCACAUCUCGGCCUCCCUGGCAGACGACACCGUCAUCGUCGGCCAAAACAGCAUUUCCCACCCUAGCGAAGCAACUGCCCUGCAGCCGCGACCAGGAUCCCGACGGCCCAGUCUGCUUCUCGCCGAUGGAGCCGAAGACAUCGAGCCGCCCGAUGUCUCGGAUUCAAUCUCCUACGAAGAUGACCACAUGCCCGGGUCACUACCCACGCUGCGCAACAAGAAUAUCCAAUUCUCCAAGACCGAGAAUGAGGAUCUCCCCUCGCGCAUCACCCGGAUCUGGUAUAUUAACCCCUACGGCCAAGAGAUCCGACCCCCAGCCAAUCCGCGCGUCCUUGAAGCACUACACGACGCGCAAGCCAUCAUCUACAGCAUCGGCUCCCUCUACACUUCCAUCAUCCCCUCACUAAUCCUCCGCGGCGUCGGACAAUCUAUCGUCACCAGUCCGGCUCGCCACAAAAUCCUCAUCUUGAACGGGUCCCUGGAUCGCGAAACUGGUCCCCCUUCCGAACCCUUCACUGCCGUAGAGUUCGUCGCGGCGAUCACUCGCGCCGGGGAGGAAAGUCGCGGUCGACAGAAACUCUACUUCCCCGAGCAUCAUGACCAUCCCUCCUCCUCUCCCAUCUAUCCUGAUGCUCCCUACUCCUCCUACGUCACUCAUGUCCUACACCUAGAAGGCCCCGGUACCCCCUGCGUGGAUCGCGACCGUCUCGCCGAGAUGGGCAUCGAAACUCUCCGCCUCUACGGUCGGAAGAUCGUAGCCAUCGCCCCGGAUGGGUCUGAGACCCCUGUCGGCAUGAAGUACGACUCCACCGCGCUCGUGCAGGCAUUGGAAGUCGUGCUGGGAAAAAAAGGUGAUGCCAUGCUUCGCGGAGCUGAUGGGAAUGCCUUGAGUCGCAGGAAUACCUUGGAUCCUGGACAGAAAAGACGAGUUCCCUCAGGUUGA